AUGGGUAUUAUGAAAAGGCUACUAUUGCAAAUUCUUCUCCUGAUUUUUUUUUGGUGCCAUAUUAAUGGGAAGAAUGGAGGAGAUAUUUGGGCACUUAAUGCUUUGAGUAUUGGUGAAAAACAAAAUAAGGACGAAAAAACGAAUGGGGAUAUAAAAUCGAGUGGAAAUGAAACCGAACGAGGGGAGGUGAAAGAGCACACAUUAGUAAGUGGAAAUAAAAAAGAGCAAACAGACGCACUUACAAGAAAACCGAUUGAAAUUGAAGUAGAUAAAAAGGACAAAACCAAUAGCCAAGAAACGGUGAAAGAAAUUCAUAACAAUAAAAAUGGAGCUCUUGGAAAUAGUAAUUCUGUAAAUAGCAACUCUGAAAGUAGCAACAAUUAUGUUAGUGCUAAUAACCAAAAUGACAAAAGUUCACCAUUCCCUUCUAAGCAUGCUUUCAUACAAAAUAGCGCAGAAGUCCCAUCGAAUCAAGAAAUCGAAAAAAAGGAGGGGGCCACUUCAAAUAAUGAACAAGGAAACACAACUAAGGUGGAAGAAAAAGGAAAAGAAUCUAAGGUAGAAGAAAAAGGAAAAGAACCUAAGGUGGAAGAAAAAGGGAAUGAAACUUCUAAAGAUACAGAGGAAUCAGUGGUUAAGGAAAUAACAGCAAAAAGUGAAGAAAAAGAAAAAAAAAAUGAUAAUAAUAUUUCGGGAUCAACAUCUAGUAACACAGUUUCUUCUAAUUUUAAUGAUAAAAAGGUAGAGGGUAUGAUUAAUGUUUCUAACAAUAGUUCUUUAAAUAAUGAAGAUGUGAUUAAUAUUUCUAAGGAAGAAAAUAAUUCAGAUUUAUAUUUUUUGAAAACAUUAUCAAUAGGAUCAUCGAUAUUUAUGCAAUUAGUAUUAUUACCAUCUGUAUUUAAAAUAUUAAAAAAAAAAUCGACAGGAGAAUCGGAUGGAUUGGCAUAUGUUGUUUUAUUUUUUUCGUCAUUUUUAUGGCUAGUAUAUGGAAUAUUACUAAAUAAUUCGGCAAUUAUUUUUCCGAAUUCAGUUGGAUUAUUAUUAGGGUUAUUUUACUCUAUAAUAUAUCAUGUGAAUUGUAAAAAUAUGUGGUUAAAACAUAAGUUGUAUUCAUAUUAUAAAACUUGUGGAUCCAUAUGUUUUAUGUUAUAUAUAUUUUUAUAUAUAUUGUCAUAUGAACAAUAUGAAUUGUUUGUCGGGUUUAUAGCAUUUGUAUCAAGUAUAGUAAAUUUUGGCGCGCCUUUAUCAUAUAUUCAAACAGUUAUAAAAAAGCGAAACUCUUCCUUAAUACCACUGGAGAUAUCUAUUGGAAGUUUGGUGUGUUCAUUUUUGUGGUUGACAUAUGGGUUCAUAUUAAAAGAUGUAUUUUUAAUAACCCCCAAUUUAUGUGGUUUUGUAUUAAGUAUAUUGCAGAUAGCUUUAAUAUUAUUGUAUUCAAAUAAAGAGGUUUUAUCUAAUAUGGACACAGAAAUUGCUUAUAAUGAAAGGAAUAAUAAUAAUAAUAGUAAUACAAUUAUUCAAGAAAAUAAUGUUUUUUUUAACGAAUUUAAUUUAGAUGAUGAUUUUAAAAUUACUGAAGUGCCAACAAAUUUAAACAAUUCUAUUUUUGAUACCCCAUAUGAUGAGACCUCUCCAUUAACUGGUAAUUUUGAUAUCCAGUUUAAGCAUAAUCAUUUGGAGAGACAAAAUUACCUGAACAAUUCAGAAAAUAAAAAGAACAACAAUAAUCCAGUAUCUUUUUAA
Messenger RNA from Plasmodium berghei ANKA, 1743 nucleotides. Its product is annotated as MtN3-like protein. Gene Ontology annotation, molecular function: sugar transmembrane transporter activity. Gene Ontology annotation, biological process: carbohydrate transport. The record is from RefSeq and is a predicted model, not a curated record. Bases 1 to 1743 code for a protein of 580 amino acids. Lineage: Eukaryota; Apicomplexa; Aconoidasida; Haemosporida; Plasmodiidae. Gene Ontology annotation, cellular component: membrane. The transcript has a single exon.